GAGAGAGAGAGAGAGGAGGGGCCUAAGGGAAGCAUGAAGUUGUCCAUGACUUCGCUGCAGGAAGCAUUAAGAAGGGAACAGACUGCACAACAGGACGUGGUACGCUGCGUCUCUUUGGGGUCUCCACUGAGGACUGUGGCUCCUUCUCUCCUCUACUUGUUUUUCUCCACUGAGGACUGUGGCUCCUUCUCCUCUACUUGUUUUUCUCCACUGAGGACUGUGGCUCCUUCUCCUCUCCUCUACUUGUUUUUCUCCCCCACCGGGGUCACACUCUUCUUUCCUUCCUUCUCCAGAGUUCUCCUCCAAACAAAUCGGGAGCGUUCCGUUUGGACGCGUGCUGGGGAGGGUUUUCUUUUUUCUCUCCUUCCCCCCCCCCCCUCCCUUCUCCACCUCCGUGCGUAAUUUCUCUCCAGGAUCGAGGGGGAGGAAAAGAAAGAGGCGACAUCACAACAACACGAGGACGAGGAAUCGGGGGGCAGACGUCGGGGGAGAAAAUGAGAGUCGUGCUGGACUUGUGCUUGGUUCUCCUCACGCUGCUGCGCACCCCCGGCGCGCGGUGCCUGUCCACACAUGUAGCAAUCAUCUACCCCCAGGACCCCGUCCUUCGCAUGGGGUCCAACCUGACCGCCAGCUGCUGGGUCCACCCCGAACUCAGCAUCCACGCGAGCUCUCUGUUCUGGACGCUCAACGGCCAACAGCUGCCCAGCUCCCUCUACCGAGUGCUGAGCCCGACCAACCUCAGCGUGACGCUGGCCGGACUCAACGCCUCCAGGCAAACCUCCGGAGACAACCUGGUGUGUCACAACCACAAGGGACACAUCUUGGCCGGCUCCUGCCUCUACGUCGGGAUGCCUCCAGAGAGGCCGGUCAAUCUGACCUGCUGGUCCAGGAACACCAAAGACCUGACUUGCAGCUGGGCUCCGGGAGGGAAAGGAGAGACCAACAUUAGUACCCAGUACAUGCUCAAGUACAAACUCAGGUGGCAUGGCAAGGAGAAGGAGUGUGAGGACUACACUCACGCGCAGCCGUACUCCUGCAGCAUCACCCGCGACCUGCACCUCUUCACGCCCUAUGAGAUCUGGGUGGAGGCCUCCAACCAGUUGGGUCGGGCCACCUCCGAUGUCAUCACGCUUGACAUCCUAGACGUAGUGACCACGGACCCUCCGUCAGGUGUGAUGGUGAGUCGCGUCGGGCAACUGGAAGACCAGCUGAGUGUUCGCUGGGAGGCGCCGCCCGCUCUCAAAGACUUCCUCUUCCAGGCCAAAUACCAGAUCCGCUACAGACUGGAGGACAGCCAAGACUGGAAGGUGAUGGACGACGUCGGGAACCAGACUUCCUGCAGACUGGCCGGACUCAGACCAGGAACCGUGUAUUUUGUCCAGGUCCGCUGUAACCCUGUGGGCAUCUAUGGCUCACGCAAAGCUGGGAUCUGGAGCGAGUGGAGCCAUCCCACCGCGGCAUCCACGCCCCACAGCGAGCGGUUGAUGUCGGGCUCCUGCGACUCCAAGUCCAGCGGGGACUCCAACUCCACCCUGCGCAGGGAGCUGAAGCAGUUCUUCGGCUGGGUGCGGAAACACGCGUACGGCUGCAGCAGCAUGUCCAUGAAGAUGUACGACCAGUGGCGAGUGCUGAUGCAGAAGUCCCACAAAGCUCGCAACCAGGUUCUCCAAGGGGAUAAAUCCUAGCACAUGCUGCCGUUUACAGGCAGAAAAACAAGUCAAGGAAAGAACUGAGCGCGUGUGAUUUGUUUUUUUUUUGUCCUUUUGUGUGCAUGAGGAAUGAGAAAGCGAUUGUAUUCGUAUAUGGGAAUUAUAAAAGACAAUUUGUUCUGGGCAAUUUUUGUGCGGAUACCCAGCAAUGAAACGUGAGAGGACGUCCAAGGAGAAACAAUGGGAUUUUCUUCCGUAGAGCAUCUUUUCCAGUCAACUUGAGCGCCGUGUUUUUUUUCCGCCUGAAAACGUUUUUCAACCCGGGGGAAAGGACUGAGAAGGCGGACGCGUCACGGGCAUCCUGGUAGCGUGUGGUCUCCUCCGCUUCCACACAGGAAGUUGACGCAGGAAUUACUCGGACACCGGUUAAAGACGUUUUGACAUGGGCCUGCUCUGAGUGUGCACAGAGGUGGUGGGAAACCGACCCGAGCCAAACGGAGGCGUUUACUCGAGGCAUCCAAAAGUGUUCUGUGACCUUCUCUGGAUUUCUCCUGUGGAUUCAAAGCACCAUCUAGUGGCUGCUCCACCUCCAUGGACGCUCCCAAAAACCAAACCUGUUCUCUGCGGUCCUGAAAGAGAGAGAGAGAGAGAGAGAGAGAGAGAGAGAGAGGGAAAAAAAAGUACCAAAUCAUCAUUCAGUAUUUCUAAUUCAUGCUUUGUUAUAUAUUGUGCCAAACUGGUUCACCCAGGAUUCCUCUGUUCUCUGAGUGGCCGUGUCCGAGUGACUGAUGUGACACCGCGGUGUUUGGGUACGGAAACGUUUCACUGCCUUUUUGUUUUGUUUUUUGUACUGAGUUGAACCAGCAUAUUUAAAACUGUAUAAAGUUAUGUUCUAUUCCUUAAGUUAUGUUUAGUUAGCAAAGAAAUAUCAAUGACUGAAGUUGUUAUUAAUCUGUAAUGUUGCUCUAUAAAAAAAAUGUUGCCAGAAAAA
Messenger RNA from Scophthalmus maximus (turbot), 2640 nucleotides. RefSeq names its product cytokine receptor-like factor 1a (gene crlf1a). The transcript has 9 exons. Gene Ontology annotation, biological process: cytokine-mediated signaling pathway. Lineage: Eukaryota; Metazoa; Chordata; Actinopteri; Pleuronectiformes; Scophthalmidae. Gene Ontology annotation, molecular function: protein binding; cytokine receptor activity. Gene Ontology annotation, cellular component: external side of plasma membrane. The record is from RefSeq and is a predicted model, not a curated record. The coding region runs from base 495 to 1685 and encodes 396 amino acids.